AUGCGGGAAGUCAACUUCAGCAUCCCCAAUGUGAACAAGGCCUCGGUCAACAUCACCACCACGCUCUAUGACCGCCGUGCCCUUGACUGCACAUCGACACUACCGCUCAUCAACUCCCUCAACCACCUAGCAUACCUCACAACCUCGUCAGCAAGGAUUCGGGAUAUCCUGACCAUUGAUGGCGGCAUCGAAAGACUUGUGUGCAUCCUGAAGGAGGGCAGGAGUAAGGAUUUGAUGGAGAUGUGGAAAUGGAGUCUUGCCUUCCAGUGUGUGGUCAACAUCGGAGUACGGGGAUCGGAAGGUGUGCGGACCAGAGUGGUUGAGGCCGACAUGGUCCCUGUGAUUGCCACCAUCCUGGACAACUACAUCAAGGUGGUGGAUAAGGUGCGAUCGCGCGCUGAACCGGAGACACACAAGCACUCCUCGAGCCGCCAGGUCGGCAAGUCUAGUACCUCCAGUCGCGAAGUACCUGGACGGUCCGCCCCGGUAGAUUCGAGCAGCCACACCGAAGCCCGCCCCUCCUCCCGCCGACAGGCUCCUCCCCCGAGCAUCGAAAUCCCACAACCUUACUAUCAAGACACCCAACCGACCGACUCCGAUGCGAUGGAUAUCACCUCCCCUCCCCGUGCGCCUAUGACAUCGCCCCCGGAACGAAGCACAUUCCGACAGGAGGUUCACAACCACCGGGCCCACGAUGGCCGGUAUUCUCGGACGAGCCAUCGCUUGCGAACCAUGCAGCCUCUCGCCACUGCUGUUCCUCCAAUAGAUACCGUCGAGACCUUUGGUUUGCGACCCGUGCGUGAUGCCGAACGGCUUCCUAGCAUGCUCCCAGGGCUACAAACUGGCAUCAUCUCGCAACCGGACUCCCCGACAACACCAAGUGGACCUCUCCAGUCUCAAUCUCGAAGCAUUCCCCAAACGGCCCCCGCCCGGCAGCGGCCCGCCAUUCGUCAGCAAUUGUCGGCCUCGGGUGAAUCGGAUGAUGCUAAUGGCGAGGACUCGACGAUGGGGGAUGAUCCUCUCUUGAGACAGACUACAGAUCCCAUCGUGGGACUGCCCAACCGGAUGGAGAUCGAUGAUGUUGACGAGCGGCAGACGACCAUGAUUGAUGAUGUUUCCCCCACGCAUGGCCUCACAGUGACUGAUCCUUCCGAAGAGGGCCAGGAAGCUGAGACUUUCAACAUCGCUCAUCGCUCUGCUGUCGACGGCAGCAUCAUCAACAACAACGGCACCACGCAAGCCAACGGCGGGCUGGGUCUAUCUCCCACCCAGGCCCCAAAUAACCCUAACUCUCCCACCCUCGCCCCCAGCCCCUACGCCAUGUACCUUCGUGAUCGAAAUACACCCGCGACUCAGAGUGUCCUCACCACCAUGCCCCGGGAUGAGGAUGUCUUGAUGUCAUUGCAGCUCUUGGCUUAUGUAUCCAAAUACUGCAACCUGAGGUCGUAUUUCCAGCGCUCCCAUCUCGUGCCGAAACUCAAGAUCGACCGGGAACUGCAUCUCCUUGAUGAAAAUGCUGACCCGUCUCCUCCCGUUGAGGCUCCUGAAGAGGAAGAUGAGUACUUGCUGCCAGAUGAUGUCAAUAUCUUCCCACUGGUUGAGAAGUUUACCGUUCGACACCACUCGAAGGAUAUGCAGUACUGGGCAUGCGUAGUCAUGAGAAACCUCUGCCGCAAGGACGAGUCGCGGGGCGGCAUCCGCCAAUGUGCCUACUACAAGUGUGGCAAGUGGGAGGAGUUCCAGCGUCAGUUCGCCAAAUGCCGCCGCUGCCGCCGCACCAAGUACUGCAGCAAAGACUGCCAGAAGGCUGCUUGGGUCUACCACCGCCACUGGUGCCACACCACUCCUUGA
Messenger RNA from Penicillium canariense, 1851 nucleotides. It is a transcript of the gene samB, whose product is annotated as MYND-type zinc finger protein MUB1. NCBI's taxonomy places the organism in Eukaryota, Fungi, Ascomycota, Eurotiomycetes, Eurotiales, Aspergillaceae. The transcript has a single exon. The record is from RefSeq and is a predicted model, not a curated record. Bases 1 to 1851 code for a protein of 616 amino acids. Gene Ontology annotation, biological process: ubiquitin-dependent protein catabolic process; establishment or maintenance of cell polarity. Gene Ontology annotation, cellular component: MUB1-RAD6-UBR2 ubiquitin ligase complex.